Messenger RNA from Hansenula anomala, 1938 nucleotides. RefSeq names its product ATP-dependent DNA helicase YKU80 (gene YKU80). The record is from RefSeq and is a predicted model, not a curated record. Bases 1 to 1938 code for a protein of 645 amino acids. Gene Ontology annotation, biological process: double-strand break repair via nonhomologous end joining; cellular response to X-ray; cellular response to gamma radiation. The transcript has 5 exons. Lineage: Eukaryota; Fungi; Ascomycota; Saccharomycetes; Phaffomycetales; Wickerhamomycetaceae. Gene Ontology annotation, cellular component: nucleus; Ku70:Ku80 complex. Gene Ontology annotation, molecular function: double-stranded DNA binding; telomeric repeat DNA binding; damaged DNA binding.
AUGGCUGAUAAGGAGAUUACCGCUUUCAUCAUUGAUGUUGGGGCUGCAAUGGGUGGUGCUCACAAUGGGCAUGGUGUGUCAGACUUGGAGUAUGGGUUGAAAUACGUGAAGGAUGUUGUUGCCAGUAAAAUUAUCAAAGGAAGAAAAACAGAUUUAAUAUCAUUGAUAACGGUUGAUUCUGAAGAAUCCAACAAUCCAGCCAAGCUUCAGCAUAUCUCUGUCAUUUCAGAAUUCAAGCAGCCUUUUUAUGAAGAUCUCCGAGACCUUGACCUCCAUCCCAAUCCAAAAGAAUACGACGAAGAUGAUCAUGAUGGUAUUAUUAGAGCACUUUUAUUAACAUUUCAAAGUACAAAUAACUUUGUUGGUAAAAAAAAGUUUAAAAAGAAUGUUGUUCUAGUUACAAAUUCAGUAAACACGCCAGAAUUAGAUGAUGAGUAUUCACAGGCCAUUGUGGAAAUUGUCACUGCUUCAAAUUUCAAUAUGAUUCUGAUUGGUGCAGACUUUGAUAAUCCUACAGAAGUUCACGAUUAUGUGACAAAUAGACAAAGCUGGGAACAGUUAUUCAAUCAACUACCAGGGUCAGUAUUAAUGAGUGGGAAAAAAGCGAAUGAUCUCAUUGAAUAUCCAAAUCCUAAAAUAGUGAGGCCUGUCAAGACAUUUUCAGGUGAAUUUAGAAUCGGUGCCAAUUUACUUGAUGAAUCAUUUCAACCCCAUGAUGAUAUAAGUUGUGUUUGCUUUGACGUUGAAGGUUAUCCAGCUACAAAGAUUGACAGACCUCCUGGUCGAAAGAUAUAUGGAUUGAGUAAAACUGAUGAACCUGAACCAAUAUCUACUUCAAAUGAUUAUGAAAUAAGAUUGUAUACCAAUGACUUUGACAAUGAAAACGAGAUGGAAAAUGCUGAUGAGGAUGAAUUGGAAACUCGCCAGUAUGAUAUACAACCAGUUAAUAAAGAAGAACUAUCAAAAGGUUAUAAAUACGGUAAAUCAACAGUGGUGUUGCCACCUGUGCUAGAGGAUAAAAAAAAGUAUAAAACUUCUCCAGGUAUUGACAUAAGAGGUGUCGUGUCAAAUACUGCAUUGCCAAGAUGUUAUUCAACUUCUGAAUCAGUUUUCAUUGUUGGUAAAAAGAGCAGUGAGAAAGAUACACGAGCAUUAGCUGGGUUUGUUGAUUCUUUAACUGAGUUGGACCUUUUCGCUAUAGCAAGAUAUGUUCAGAAACCAAACUCAGAAGUUCAAAUGGUUGUUUUGAUUCCUGUUUAUAUAAAAAAGAAUGAUGGUGCUUCUACAAAGAGAAAAGCAGAGGAUGAGAAUUUGGAAGAUAUAAGAGCUUUGAUAUUGACUAGGUUACCAUUCUUUGAAGAUGAAAAAAUUUCAACUUUCCCUCCGUUAACUGAAGCACAUACAACUAGUGGGAAAGUUCUAAAGAAACAUGAAAAGUUCCUACCAAGUGAUGAAGCUUUGGAUGCAAUGGAAAGUUAUAUUAAAAGUAUGGACUUGGAUCAAGAGAAAGAGACUGAUUUUGAAGGCAAGAAAAGGAUCUUCAACCCAUUGACUGCUGGUUCAUUAUUACCAUUGCCAACCUCGUUGGGGAAUCAUGAUAACUUGGUCAAAUUAGCUACAGGUAUUCAUAGAAAUAAUCUAGUUUUGAAGGACGUUGCUAUCAAAGGUGCAACUUUCGAAGGUGGUUUGAAAGAAUAUUGCAAACAGGAAGAUAUAAUACCACCUUUAGAAGGGAAGCUACUUCAAGACACUUUGCCCGACCCCAAGUUGGUUAAGAACUCUCAAGAUGAGCUUGCUAAACUGGCCAAAUUACUAAAUGUGUCAUAUAUUGGAAGACAAAAGAAACAAGAUAAGAACAAUGUCGAUGAAAUUGUGGCUAAAGAAGAAGAAGAGGAUGAUAUAUCAUUAGAGGAAUUGUUAAGUAGAGGUGCAAGAUGA